This is a messenger RNA of Bipolaris oryzae ATCC 44560, 276 nucleotides long. RefSeq lists its product as uncharacterized. The annotation marks the transcript as partial. The transcript has a single exon. The record is from RefSeq and is a predicted model, not a curated record. Lineage: Eukaryota; Fungi; Ascomycota; Dothideomycetes; Pleosporales; Pleosporaceae.
GCCGGGGGGAAGAACAAGACUCGCAAGCCAACGACCAGCCAGCCAGCGAGCCAGGCCAGCUCUCUUGUCUGCAAGUGUGGGUGCAGCCUUGGCGUUUAUCGACGGUGGAGAGCAUCCAACCCACGACGUCAUUCGUCCGUUUGUCAUUCCGUCCGAGGCUGGCAAGACAUCAUGCCAUGCCCCCCCGGGCCACCAUUGACGCCUGCAACACACACAGGACACUUUCUGUUGUGGAAUUGCGCCCGUCUGCACCGGCUGACGACGCGUCCUCGGUAG